AUGUCAUCCGCGUCGUCCCUUUCUUCCUCGACCACCAUCUCCUCGACGCCUUCUCCUCGAUCAGCAACUCCUUCAUCCUCUUCUUCGUCUUCUUCCAGUAACAGUAGUAGUAUGAAUUCAUCAUUGUCAUCACCAUCAACAACAACAAAUAUUUCCACACUCCUUUUAGAUUUCAAAUUACGACUCGAGAAUAUCGAUGAACCUCCGACGUUUAUAGAAUGCGAUGGCAGUACGACGAUGGAUCAUCAUUUGGAACAACAACAACAGCACUCCAAUAAUUCUUCUUCCAAUACCUCUUCCUCCAAUUCAUCCAACAACAACAAACAACAUUCCAAAUUUAAUUCUUCUUCCUCUCUCCAUACCAAUAAUCUCAAAAUUAAUGAAAACAACUUGUCAUCAAAUCCACGACAUUCACUUCUUUCCUCUUCACUACGAUCAUCGACAUCUGCCAAUAUGAACGCAAAAUCUGGUUUCACAGAUGCUGUUUUUUCUCUCAUUAAUUAUUCAUCGCCGUUUAUGGGAAUUGACAAUCAAAAGAGAGGAAUUUAUGCACAAGAAAUUUUGGAUCAAAUCAAUGAAUUGAAUCAACAACAACAACAACCCGAAGUCACACCAAUAUUGUCAGCUUCACUCUUGUCAUUUAAUUCAAGUAUGACGAUGGGAACAACUAUGAAUACUUCUACUUCGAAUUCAGAAACUCCUUUGAAAGCUCUUGUUUUUGGUUAUGCCACCUUGAUGGUUUGUUCAUCUAAAACCUUGUCAAGUCAAGCUGGACAUGUCAUUCAUUUACUCAAUAAGGCAGAAUACAAGUUGAGAAAUGCAAUAACUUGUUGUGAAUUGAGUCGAGAAUAUUCACUGGAUUUAAUGUUAAAAUCAGAUUUACAUUUAUUACUGGCAAGAGUUUUAUAUGAAUUGUCAUUUCCUCGAUUGGAUGAAUUGGAACGAGAAAGUUCACAACUGUCUUCCAAUAUUUCUAAUAGCGGUGGUAGUAGUGGUAACAGCAGUGGUGUUGGAAUUAACAAUUCUCCUGUCGGUCAACAACAUUCACAAAAUUCUGCUUCUAUAUCUCCACCUAUUAAGAUUACUGACUCACCAGUUGUGAAUGGAAAUAACAUGUCUCCUAGUGAACCACUUUCUGCUCCCAAUCUGACCAUUGGUACUGGAUAUUCUUUAGGAUCAUUGGACAAUGUGAUGGCAGUUUCAUUGGACUCUCCAGUUCGAGCAAGUUUUUCAUCGAAAAGUUCACCAAGUCCAAGUCCUAGAGGAAUGACUUCUCCGACAAGUUCUUCUCAAAAAGCAGCUCAGCAAGCUCAACAACAAAUUGAAAACAUGUUUCAAGACAUUUGUCUUCACAUGGAUUCUGCCAUUAAGCUUUUUGAAAAGUCCACACAAAAACCAAAAAAGAAAACACCUGUGGAUGAAAAGGACAUUGAACCUAUUGUUGUAGAUAUUUCACAAGAAUCAAAAAGAGCUUACAUGUACAUGUAUUUUGGAGAUGUUCUCACGCAAUGGUCUGUUCGAAGAAAACAACGUUGGGCAGCUCUCUGUUCACAAGCUCAGGAAAAGUAUAACACAUGUAUCAAGAUUUGUAUAGAAAAGAUUUUGUCAACCAUUGACAAGGACAAGGACGAUGUUUGUUGUAUCAAUUCGAAAUUUGUGAGAUGUGACGAAGAUGGAAGAAAUGGUUCCUUUAUUAAUUAUGUCUAUUGUCCACUUCAUCAUCAAUGUCUCUACAAGUAUGCAGUUUUGUUAUUAUAUUGGGUGAGAAGAAAAAGAGAACAUUCAACUAUUUAUGCAGGAGAAAAUACCUCAUCCAGUGACACUACAUUAUCCAAUUUUGAUUACGAAUCAACGGUGACAGCAGUGAACUCGGUUGGAACCAUGUCUUUAAAUUAUUCUGAUUUUCAAAAAUUAGAAUCACGUUUAAACGCAGAACAAAACAAAGCAAUACCUAGACAUGCUCAGUCUAUUUUGCAAAAUACUGUUGCGAGUGAAAGUGAAAAGCUCUGUAAAGGAUGUGUUUCGUUAUGGGAAAGUGUAUGCAAUGUAGAAAUGCGAAAAUCUGAAAUAUUUUGUGUGGAACAUAAUGUGAACCCACAUUUGUUUUUCCGACUCUCGAAUUCUAUUUAUGAGUAUGCCUUACUGCUUAUUCCUUCAGCCUCUAUUUUAGCUUGUAAUGACUAUCUGUCCAUGUAUGAUAAUAUUGAUGGAGAGCCAAUGAGAAAUUGUUCUCGAUCUGAAAUUUUAACAAGUGGACUCUCUUGGCAUGAUUUAUUAUUUAAACAUAGAAUGCUCGAUGAUAAGAAAGAACUCUUACGAGAAAAUAAUAGAAAAAUUCUCUCAGAUCAAACGUCCAAGACAGUUGUUCUUGAUGAAAAUAACAAGGAUGACCUCCGUUUGCGAUAUAGUUUGAUUUAUUCUGACAAAAUGGGUGACAUUAAUAUUCGAACCAUAUUAACACGAGAGUCGCUCAUGGAAAAAGCUAUUGAAGCGAUUGACAAGGCAUGUUCCAUCAUGGUACGUCCGAAUACAGACAUGGUCAUGUUCCAAAGUCAAUUAUAUUUUGAAAUGGGAGCUUUAAAAACAACCAACAUCACGUCAUCGAGUGAAUCGCACAUUGUAAAUACUUUAAAAACUCAUGAAAAGAAGAAGCAACAAAAAUCAGAAGCGGAAAGUCUUAAUGAAUCCAUGCAAGCUGAAAAUAGAGCUCGACUGUUGAAAGAAGUUGAUGAUUUAUUCACAUCCUCGAUUGUGGCGCUCAACAAAGUUCUUGAAGCAAAACCAUUCCACAUGGUUGCAAUGGCAAUUUUGGGAGAAGUUUACUUUUUCUGGGCAAGAGCUAAAUUCGGAAAAGAAUCAGACAAACACAUCCAAAAUGCAAUUGAAAUUUGGAGCCGCUUACUGACCUACUCUCAAUACACAGGUCAAUAUAAUUUAUCAUUGGAUCACAUUUCAAAAAUGAUUUCCUUUGCCUUGGAAAUUAGAAAAGGAAUCAUCAUUUGUGAUGGAAUGGCAUUGAAACAAGGAAAGUUACGAAAAAGUUGGACCGAAAGAUACUUCCUUUUAACGAUUGAACAUUUUGGUUAUUACGAAAUUAAAUCAAGUAAGAGCUUGAAAAAGAAAAAGAUGAAAAAUACUGUACCCACCGAUGAAAUUGAAUGUGCGAAACAAAAUCUCGAUGAAAAGUAUACCAGUAACAAGGAUUAUCCGUUUUGCUUGGAAGUUAUAUGCAAGAAACGAGUUUUCUAUAUUUGUUACAGCUCGCAAGAAGAAUUAGAUCGAUGGGAUGCAGCGUUUGAGUAUGUCAUUCUCAUGAAUCAAAUUAUGAAACCCUCAACCACUUCAACGUUGACCUUAACAAGCACAAAAUCAAAUUCCAAAUAA
Naegleria lovaniensis is the source of this 3384-nucleotide messenger RNA. RefSeq lists its product as uncharacterized. Lineage: Eukaryota; Heterolobosea; Eutetramitea; Acrasida; Naegleriidae. The transcript has a single exon. The record is from RefSeq and is a predicted model, not a curated record. The coding region runs from base 1 to 3384 and encodes 1127 amino acids.